CAAAAAUUCAAACAGCCCAAAGGGAGAGAGAGGGCCAGCCCAACGCCGCAUCGCUGCCGACAAUACGCGGGCCGCGUGCCUUCUUUUCUUCUCGUCGCGAAUCCCUCAGGGCCGUCGGCUGCAUCUCCCCCCGGCUUCCCAACCCCCCCGGAGGAGUCCGAUAAACUUGUUUGCCGCGUGCUGCCUCGACCCGUCAAUCACCCGCCACGAUGAGCACCUCCAUGCGCGACUUGAUCUCCGGCGAGGCGGAGCUGGACGACGAAGAGGACGACGAGUCCUUCGACGAAGAAACCGGCGAGGAGCGCCGGAGGAAAAAUGGCGCCGGCUUCGAAGACUCGAGCGAAGAGGAGGAGGAUGACGAUGACGAGGAGGAGGCAAGAAAGAUCCGUGAAGGUUUCAUUGUCGAUGAGGAUGAGGAGGAAGAGGGCGGGGAGGGCUCCGAUGGUGAGGAUCGUCCGAUCAAGCGAAAACGAGAACAUCGCGAUCGUGAGGAAGAGGAGCGCCUCGAUGAAGACGACUUGGAGCUCAUCGGAGAGCAAUUCGGGGAGCGGCCGAAACCACAGACGCAGUCCAAGUUCAAGCGACUCAAACGGGGUCAUCGCGAUGACGACGAACCGGUGAACGAGCGUCGCGGCCUCGAGGAAAUCUUCUCCGAUGAGGACGAGGAAGUGGCCGAGCAGCGGCCGUACGGUCGGUCCAACUUUCGGGCCCAGGCUGACGAGUUUGACGACUUCAUCGAGGAGGAUUUCCCUGAGGACGAGGACGAGCGUAUGCGACAGCUGGAAGAUGCCGAAGUGGCUCGUCCGCGCGAUAGGGGUGUUGGGACGAUUGUCGAUACGACCGGCUUGGACAAGGACGCCCUGGACGACAUGGAAGCCAUCUUCGGAAAUGGCGAGGACUACGACUGGGCGCUCCAACUGGAGGACGAAGAAGAGGACCGCGAGCGAGAGGAGCAGGCCAUCGAGCUCAAGGACGUUUUUGAGCCCUCACAGCUGAAGGAGAAGCUUCUCACGGACGAAGACAACGAAAUCCGAUUCACCGACGAGCCCGAACGAUUCCAGCUCGACCGCAAGCCCUUCAAGAACCUGCAGCUCACAGCAGAACAGUUCAGGGAGGAGGCGCGAUGGAUCACGACCCUGCUCUGGCCGAAAAAAGGUCUGAGCCAAGAACUCCAGGCUCCCUUCGGCAAAGCUGUGGGCAAGGUUCUCGAAUUUUUCAUCGUCGACGAGGUAGAAGUACCGUACGUCUUCCAGCACCGCAAAGAUUAUCUGCUCCAUUCCAAGAAGAUCCGGAGAUCAACACGCGACGACCCUGAUGCUCCGGACUAUACCAUCCAGUCCGACAAACUCCUGAAUCAGGACGAUCUCUGGAAGAUCCUUGAGCUCGACAUAAAGUUCCGCUCCUUUGUCGAGAAGAGGAAUUCGCUUGAGCGUACAUACGAGAACCUCAGAGAACUCGAAGUUUCUGACCCGAUUGUGGAAGAAAUGGUCCCGGAGGCGACGACCAUGGAGGAACUGCAGGACCUGCAAGAUUACUUGCAUUUCCAGUAUGGCCCAAAGCUCAAGGACCUGGCAGCCAUGUCCGGCAAUGUCUCCCAGACCAAGCGUCCAGGGUCCAAGUCUUCGCUUUACGACCGCGUCCGCAACGGCAAAGCCUACUACUUUGUGAAGGCUUAUGGCAUAACGGCAGAUCAACUCGCGAAGAAUGCAUUGCGCCAAGGCAAAAAGGUCACGCCUGACGAUGUCGAGCAGUAUCCGAUGGACCUGGCCGACAGUCUCAUUGACGAUAGCUUCAACACUGGAGACCAGGUCAUCAAUGCCGCGCGGCAGAUGUACUCGGAGGAACUGUUUGCUAGCCCGCGGAUGCGCAAGUACUUCCGGAGCUCUUAUUAUCACAAUGCUGAAAUCAGCUGUCGGCGCACCGACAAGGGGCUGCGCAAGAUUGACGACUCACACCCUUAUUACGAGGUCAAGUAUCUCCAGAACCAGGCGAUCGCAGACCUCGUUCAUCAGCCUGAAUUGUUUUUGAAGAUGAUGAAGGCUGAAGAAGAGGGCCUGGUUGACAUCAAGGUCGAGAUGUCGCCUCACUACGAUUUCCGUCGGCUGCUCUACCAAGAGUUCGAGUCGGAGAACUUCAGCGACCGGGCCGAGCAGUGGCGAGAGGAGCGCAAGAGGGUUCUCGAUCUUGCGUACCCCAAACUAGAAAAGGUCAUUGUCAAGAACGUCAAGGAGGUGAUCAGGACGUUUUGCCAAGACGAAGUCCUCAGAAUGUGCAGGCAAGAAUUCUACAGGAAGCUUGACCAGGCGCCUUAUAAGCCGAAGGGGAUGAUCCUCGGAACCACCCCCCGCGUCCUCACCCUAUCCAACGGCAUGGGCGAUCCUGCUCGCGAGCCGGUGUGCUGGGCGUGGGUCGAGGAAGAUGGCCGUGUCCUUGAGCAGGGUAAGUUUGGCAACCUCGCUCGUGACGAGUCACAGCGGGACCAGUUCGUGGAACUUGUGCAGCGGCGGCGACCUGACGUUAUUGGCGUGAGCGGCUGGUGCGCCGAGACACAAAAGCUGGUACGCGAUCUGGAAACGCUCGUCAGCGAGAAGGGCCUCAUGGGUCCCGAGUUUGACGACCCCGAGACCAAUGACUACCGCACUGAACCUUUGGAGGUCAUUGUUGUGGACGAUGAGGUUGCACGUCUAUACAAGGACAGCCCUCGGGCUCUCGCAGAACAUCCGUCACUCAACCCUGUCACACGGUACUGCAUUGCGCUUGCGCGCUACAUGCAGAACCCCAUGAAGGAGUAUGCCGCGCUCGGCAAGGACGUUUCAUCACUAUCCUUCCAUCCUUGCCAGCAUAUGCUUCCUCAAGAGAAGCUGACAAAGUACCUCGAAUCCGCCAUGGUCGAUACGGUCAACAUGGUCGGUGUCAACAUCAACGAUGCCAUGAACGACACGUAUACGGCCAAUCUCUUGCCGUACGUUGCAGGCCUCGGGCCCCGAAAGGCGACGAGCGUCAUCAAAGCCAUCAACACCAAUGGCGGCUCUGUCACAACGAGGGAUGAACUCGUCGGUGACCCCGACACCGGCAAGGUGCCCGUCGUGGGCCCGAGGGUGUGGAAUAACUGCGCAAGUUUCCUCUACAUCGACUACGACGCGACGAACCCAUCAUCGGACCCGCUAGACAACACACGUGUCCACCCGGAAGACUACGAGCUCGGCCGCAAGAUGGCUGCCGAUGCUCUGGAACUGGACGAAGAAGACGUCAAGGCUGAGACGGACGAGAACGGCCCGGGCGCCAUCGUCCGCAAACUGUUCAAGCAGGACGAGCAAGAACGUGUCAACGAGCUGGUCCUUGACGAGUACGCCGACCAGCUGCUGAAGAACUUCAACCAGCGGAAGCGGGCAACGCUCGAGGCAAUCAGCGCCGAGCUUCAGGCGCCGUACGAAGAAUUGCGGAGGAGCUUUGCGCUGCUGACACAGCCGGAGAUUUUCACAACAUUCACGGGCGAAACGAAGGCGACCCUUUGCGAGGGAAUGAUUGUGCCCGUCAACGUACGCCUCGUACGCGACGACUUUGCCAUCGUGAAGCUAGACUGCGGCAUCGAGGGCCGGGUGGAGGCGCACGAGGUGACAAACCGGCCAUCGGUCAAGGACGUGCUCAGCACGGGCCAGACGGCGCAAGCAAAAAUCUUGGAGAUGAACUACAAGGACUUUAUGGCGAAGCUGUCGAUGCGAGAAGACUCGCUGCGCGUCCCGUACAAGCGGCCCAUUAACUACGGCCGAGACGGCUGGGACUACUCACUCGAAGCUAAGGAUAAGGACGAGCUGCGGGAGAAGGACAAGACGACGGGGCGCACGCAGCGCGUGAUCAAGCACCCGAACUUCAAGCCGUUCAACUCGGUGCAAGCCGAAGAAUACCUCGGGUCGCAACCGUCGGGCGAAGUCAUCGUCCGUCCGUCGUCAAAGGGCAACGACCACCUGGCAGUCACGUGGAAGGUUGCCGACAACGUCUACCAGCACAUUGAUGUCUUGGAGAUGCAGAAGGACAACGAAUUCUCAGUCGGCAAGCUCCUACGCGUAGGCGGCAAGUACACGUAUAGCGACCUGGACGAACUGAUUGUCGACCACGUCAAGGCCAUGGCGAGGAAGGUCGAGGAGAUGAUGAGGCACGACAAGUUCCAGAACCGGUCAAGAGGCGAGACGGAGAAAUGGCUGACGACGUAUAUCGACGCCAACCCUAACCGGUCAACAUAUGCGUUUUGCAUCGACACAAAACACCCGGGGUACUUCUGGCUGUGUUUCAAGGCCAGCCGGACCGCUCGAGUCAUCGGUCUGCCGGUGCGCGCCAUUCCUCAGGGAUACGAGCUCAAGGGGUACCAGUACCCCGACAUGCGAGCCUUGUGCAAUGGCUUCAAGCUGCGAUACCAGAAUGAGUUCUCCAAGAUGGGAACAAAAUAAGCGGCGCAGAUGAGACUGGUUCGGCUCGGGGUUGCUGAGCCGUGUUUGUGGGAGUUUAUGCUGUAUAUUUAGUUUCCCUCUUGGCCUUGGUUUCACGUGCAGGAGGGUCACAGACGGACUGGACAGCGCAGGUCUGAGAGCAUGAUAGAACACUAUGACAAUACAUGCCGUGACGCGAUUGACUCGA
Messenger RNA from Purpureocillium takamizusanense, 4632 nucleotides. RefSeq names its product Transcription elongation factor spt6 (gene SPT6). Lineage: Eukaryota; Fungi; Ascomycota; Sordariomycetes; Hypocreales; Ophiocordycipitaceae. Gene Ontology annotation, cellular component: transcription elongation factor complex. The coding region runs from base 210 to 4445 and encodes 1411 amino acids. The transcript is spliced from 4 exons. The record is from RefSeq and is a predicted model, not a curated record. Gene Ontology annotation, molecular function: nucleosome binding; DNA binding; histone binding. Gene Ontology annotation, biological process: mRNA transcription by RNA polymerase II; nucleosome organization; positive regulation of transcription elongation by RNA polymerase II.